Trichoderma asperellum CBS 433.97 is the source of this 426-nucleotide messenger RNA. RefSeq lists its product as uncharacterized. Gene Ontology annotation, biological process: snRNA transcription by RNA polymerase III; snRNA transcription by RNA polymerase II. Lineage: Eukaryota; Fungi; Ascomycota; Sordariomycetes; Hypocreales; Hypocreaceae. The record is from RefSeq and is a predicted model, not a curated record. Gene Ontology annotation, molecular function: RNA polymerase III type 3 promoter sequence-specific DNA binding; RNA polymerase II cis-regulatory region sequence-specific DNA binding. Gene Ontology annotation, cellular component: snRNA-activating protein complex.
CCUUCUUACCAUCACCACCGUCUACCGGAGACAGAACAGUGGAGCUCAAUGCGUGAAGAGUACAGUGACAGCUUGCACAGCUUAGUUGGGAAAGAGGGGAUGCCGUCUCCCGCAAGACGACCACAACGACCCAGGAUCAGAUUCACGCCGGAGGAGGACCAGCUCUUGAUCGAGCUCAAGGAACAGAAACAUCUCACCUGGAAACAAAUUGCCGACUUCUUCCCAGGACGCAAUUCAGGCACAUUGCAAGUGCGUUAUUGCACAAAGUUGAGAGCCGAGGCUAUGCCUUGGACCAGAGAAAUGGACCAGAGACUUCUAGAAGCUCUACAAAGUUAUGAAGAUGAGAAAUGGCGGAACGUUGCGCAGAGAGUUGGAAAUGGGGUUACACCAAUGGGAUGCUGCGAUCGAGUCUGGGAGCUAUUCAAU